GGAGCUAGAAGGGCGGUCGUGUCUCUCUCAGCCUAGUUUCUAUGGGAAAUGAAGUAGGAGGGAACGCAGCCAGGGAAACUAGCUGGGCCAGGAGGGGUCAGACUCCUGAACAAGUGAGCUGAUCUCUCAAGCAGGAGCUGGAUCAGUGUGAGGGAGAGCGGCAUCCUCCUCCGGGAAGCCUUCCCUCACUGAGUUCGUUUCCGAUGGGCUGGAACUGCGGUCCCCCGCUGUUCUCUGCGGCCGUCUAGGGAUGGCGCUCCUGCCUACUCCGGACCAUCCCUGCUUGGACUGAAAGCCUGGGCUUCGGCGGGGCGGGCGGGCAGAGGGCGGAGGGCGGCCCCAGGAGGGGCCUGGCAGCAGAGAAAGGUGGCCCGCGGCCAGCCCCGCCCCUACCUGUGGAAGCCCAGCUGCCCGCACGGGCGGAUAAAAGGCGCUGAGUGUCCCCGAGGUUAGAGAGUGCGCGCUCCUCCUCGCCCGCCGCUAGGUCCAUCCCGGCCCAGCCACCAUGUCCGUCCACUUCAGCUCCCCGGUAUUCACCUCGCGCUCAGCCGCCUUCUCGGGCCGCGGCGCCCAGGUGCGCCUGAGCUCCGCGCGCCCCGGCGGCCUUGGCAGCAGCAGCCUCUACGGCCUGGGCGCCUCGCGGCCGCGCGUGGCCGUGCGCUCUGCCUAUGGGGGCCCGGUGGGCGCCGGCAUCCGCGAGGUCACCAUUAACCAGAGCCUGCUGGCCCCGCUGCGGCUGGACGCCGACCCCUCCCUCCAGCGGGUGCGCCAGGAGGAGCGCGAGCAGAUCAAGACCCUCAACAACAAGUUUGCCUCCUUCAUCGACAAGGUGCGGUUUCUGGAGCAGCAGAACAAGCUGCUGGAGACCAAGUGGACGCUGCUGCAGGAGCAGAAGUCGGCCAAGAGCAGCCGCCUCCCAGACGUCUUUGAGGCCCAGAUUGCUGGCCUUCGGGGGCAGCUCGAGGCGCUGCAGGUGGAUGGGGGCCGCCUGGAGGCGGAGCUGCGGAGCAUGCAGGAUGUGGUGGAGGACUUCAAGAAUAAGUACGAAGAUGAAAUUAACCGCCGCGCAGCUGCUGAGAAUGAGUUUGUGGUGCUGAAGAAGGAUGUGGAUGCUGCCUACAUGAGCAAGGUGGAGCUGGAGGCCAAGGUGGAUGCCCUGAAUGAUGAGAUCAACUUCCUCAGGACCCUCAAUGAGACGGAGUUGACAGAGCUCCAGUCCCAGAUCUCCGACACAUCUGUGGUGCUGUCCAUGGACAACAGUCGCUCCCUGGACCUGGACGGCAUCAUCGCUGAGGUCAAGGCACAGUAUGAGGAGAUGGCCAAAUGCAGCCGGGCUGAGGCUGAGGCCUGGUACCAGACCAAGUUUGAGACCCUCCAGGCCCAGGCUGGGAAGCAUGGGGAAGACCUCCGGAAUACCCGGAAUGAGAUUUCAGAGAUGAACCGGGCCAUCCAGAGGCUGCAGGCUGAGAUUGACAACAUCAAGAACCAGCGUGCCAAGUUGGAGGCCGCCAUUGCCGAGGCUGAGGAGCGUGGGGAGCUGGCACUCAAGGAUGCUCGUGCCAAGCAGGAGGAGCUGGAAGCCGCCCUGCAGCGGGCCAAGCAGGAUAUGGCACGGCAGCUGCGUGAGUACCAGGAACUCAUGAGCGUGAAGCUGGCCCUGGACAUCGAGAUCGCCACCUACCGCAAGCUGCUGGAGGGCGAGGAGAGCCGGUUGGCCGGAGAUGGAGUGGGAGCCGUGAAUAUCUCUGUGGUGAAUUCCACUGGUGGCAGUAACAGUGGCGGUGGCAUUGGGCUGACCCUCGGGGGAACCAUGGGCAGCAAUGCCCUGAGCUUCUCCAGCAGUGCGGGUCCUGGGUCCCUGAAGGCUUACUCCAUCCGGACCGCAUCUGCCAGUCGCAGGAGUGCCCGCAACUGAGCCGCCUCCCACCACUCCAUUCCCCUGGCCACCGCCCACAGUCACAAGAAGAUUCCCAUCCCUGCCUCCCAUGCCUGGUCCCAAGACCAUGGGACAGUCUGGGAAGUGAUGUCAGAAUAGCUUCCAAUAAAGCAGCCUCAUUCUGAA
Molecule: messenger RNA, 2062 nt
Organism: Pongo pygmaeus (Bornean orangutan)
Lineage: Eukaryota; Metazoa; Chordata; Mammalia; Primates; Hominidae
Gene: KRT7
Product: keratin 7
Exons: 10
Coding region: 506-1915 (469 amino acids)
Biological process (GO): intermediate filament organization; keratinization
Cellular component (GO): keratin filament
Molecular function (GO): structural constituent of skin epidermis
Source: RefSeq, a predicted model, not a curated record